Zeugodacus cucurbitae (melon fly) is the source of this 2967-nucleotide messenger RNA. RefSeq lists its product as uncharacterized. The record is from RefSeq and is a predicted model, not a curated record. Bases 43 to 2898 code for a protein of 951 amino acids. Gene Ontology annotation, molecular function: protein binding. Lineage: Eukaryota; Metazoa; Arthropoda; Insecta; Diptera; Tephritidae. The transcript is spliced from 3 exons.
ACUAUUGAAGAAUUCACUUUACUACAGCUUUAAAACAUAAAUAUGUGGUUAAUAUUAUUUGUUGGGAGCCUGAUCACUUCCUUCGCAACGGCGCUCUAUACACCGAUAUGUGCCGAAGGUGGUUUACCCGUGUGUGCCACGAAUGGUGUAGCAUAUCUUUACUUCGAAAACGAAUGUAGACUGAAUGCUUAUAUUUACAAGCAAAUUUAUCUUGGACAGCGAGUUCCCAUUAAAACAGAUUUAGACAACUGUUUACUGAAUUGUCAUGAAAUAGUCUGUCCAGCCUUGUUUAAGCCUGUUUGUGCUCAGCAAGUUCCAGGUGGACCUACGCGUACCGUGCCCAAUGCCUGUCUCGUCAACCAGCUGAUUUGUGCAACUAAACGACACUGGAAAGUUAUCAGCGAAGGACCCUGUGCGCCAACAUUAAAGUCUACAUCAUUAACAGGUGAAGAAUAUUCGUUUACCUCACCAACAUCUGAAGGUUAUAUUGCUUCGGAUCAGGGACCGAUUUCGACCUCGUAUAUUGCGUCAUCUUCAUACUCAACCUACUCCCAACCAGAUCCUUCGCCUUAUGCUGUUCAAGAUCAAAGUGAAAAUUAUAUUGUACCAGCUCCAGUUUCUGUGCCUUAUGGUGCUCCAGAUACAAUUCCAGUAGCAUCUACUUAUGACGCACCACAACCAGCUCCUUGCACAAGUUCUGCUUCCGAUGCUUCACUUUAUAAUGCUGCAGACCAGAGUAAAAGUUAUCAAGCUAGUGCUCCAGCUCCUGUUCCAAUCGCGGCACCUUAUGCUGCUCUUGAUCAAAGUCAAAAUUACGUUGGCCCUGCUCUUUCUGUACCAGUACCAGAAUCUUGUCCUUAUGCAACUGGAGCACCAGAUUUAGCACCGGUACCAUAUGCAGCUCAGAGCUAUGCAUUACCUGUAGAAGUUUCGAAAUCAUAUCCAGUUGCAGAAACAGCUCCAUCACCAUAUGAAGUACAGCAACUAGUUCCAUGUCCCAACGUGGUGCCAGAACCUGCUGCAGUAUCAACUCCUUGUACUGCCAUUGAUCAGAGUCAAAGCUACGUCGCAUCAGCACCGGCCCCUGCUCCUUAUGUAGCACAGAACCCUGCUCCCUAUGUUGCACAGGACUCAGCACCAGCUCCAUAUGAAGCACAACAGCCCCCACCAUGCCCUUACGCAUCACCAAGUCCUGCUCCCGCAUCGUUACCUUAUAUUGAUCAGAGUCAAAAUUAUAUCGCCCCAGCAGUACAAGAUCCAGUUGCAACUCAAUAUGAGGCACAGCAAACAGCACCAGCACCUUGUACAGCAAUUGACCCAAGUGCAAAUUAUGCUGUACCAGCUCCAGCUCCUGCUCCUUAUGCAUUACAGGUACCAGUUUCACCUCCUUAUGAAGCACCUUGCUCUGCAGACCCGGCUCCUGCUCCAGCACCAGCGCCUUAUUCAACACUUGACCAAACGCAAAGCUACCCUGUAAUAGCCCAAGCUCCUGCUCCUUAUGUAGCACAGGACUCGAUUCCAGCUCCAUAUGGAUCAGAACAAACAGCACCGGUACAGACAGUUUAUCCUAUUUCCAGUCCAGUCUCGAUACCGCCUUCUUAUGAUUUGCAACAACCAGCUCCAUGUCCUUAUGCGGAAGCAGCACCUGCUCCUGCACCUUUGCCAUGUGCUGCAAUUGAACCAAAUCCUGCGCCAUAUGUAAUUCCAAGUCCAGCCCUAGAUGUCAGUGAAGUACAACAACCAUCUUAUGUAGCAGCUGCAGCCGUUCCCGAUCCAGUACCAUAUGCUGCCCCAGAACAGACACAAAGUUAUGUUGCCUCUCCUCCAGUAAGUGUUCAUUGUGCAGUGCCAGCACCAUACGCAGCACCACAGUCGUCCCCAAUUGCUUAUUCAUCACCAGCAGCAGCUCCAGCGCCAUCACCUUAUGCAGACUCAAACCAAAAUUUCGGGGCACCAGCUCUACCUUGUGCGGAUGCAGAGGUACAACAAACAGCUGUCAACGUUUAUUCAGAAGCAAAUGCUGCACCUGCACCUUACGCUGCUGUAGAGCAGACUCAAAAUUAUGCAGCACCAGCACCUGCUUCUUCUUCCGCAACAUACUCAGAGCCUGCACCAGCUUUAGCUCCAUGUGAAAUUCAACAACCGAGUCCUUACAGUUAUGCAGCUCCUGCUCCAGCGCCUUAUGUUAGUCAACCUCCAGCGCCAGUCGCAGCCCCAGCUCCAACUCCAUAUGAAGUACAGCAACCAGCUCCAUGCUCUUAUACACCAAGUGAUUCAGUACCUGCUCCAGCUCCUGCUCCUGGUCCUUACGAAGCUCAACAACCAGCAACGUACCCAGAGCCUGCUCCUUCCUCAGCUCCAUGUGACACACUACAACCGAGUGCGUACAGUUUUUCAGCUCCUGCUCCCGCUCCUGCGCCUUAUGUUAGUCCAGAUCCAGUGCUAGUCGCAGCUCCAGCUCCAUAUGAAGUACCACAACCAGCUCCAUGCCCUUAUAUAGCUAGUGAUCCAGUACCCGCUCCAGCGCCUGUUCCUUACGAAACUCCGGAACCUACACCAUGUGCUUCUGCGCCUGCAGAUUUACCAUAUACAGCUCCUGAUCGGAGUCAAGUUUACCAAGCUCCAGCUUCUGUAUCCUAUCCUACUACAAAUCUUGAAACAGUACCGUCUUAUCAAGCGCAGUCACCUGCGACAUGUUCCUGCACGGCAGCAGGUAGUGCUCCAGCUUCUCCCGCACAAAAUCAAUAUACAGGAACUGUAACGAACUCACCGUUAUCAAGUGUUUAUUCAAGGCUGCCAGGAUCGUUAGAUUUAACGACACUUUUUCAACGACUACGCAGACGUUUUGGAAUAUUUGUUUACCGACCGAGAUAUACGCAUAUUAUAGUUAGAAAUUAGCUAUACAAACCAUAAUUUAUUUAUUAGUGAUAACCCAUAAUGGGUGCUAGUGUAGGCUUAAUAAUAAAA